Spodoptera exigua (beet armyworm) is the source of this 2317-nucleotide messenger RNA. NCBI's taxonomy places the organism in Eukaryota, Metazoa, Arthropoda, Insecta, Lepidoptera, Noctuidae. The record is from the annotation of a GenBank genome assembly.
CUACCAACGAAAGUAGGACGAAAUUCACCCUACAUAAUUCGCUACUUGCUUUCGUAGUAGCCUGCAUUGACUUUUUAUUCAAUUUAAACUGUUUAUUCAUUCAAUUAGCAAUUUAGCAUCAUGUGACUGACUGCACGGCCUAAAAUAGACGUCGGUUUAAUAAUAAACACAACACAACACCCGCAUACAUUAAAAAACUAAUAAAUUAAGUGUAUAUUUUUUCAUUGAACGUAAAUCAAUCGAUAUAAAUGCGAAAAAUUAUCCGUAUACAGUUGUAAACAUUCGUAAUAGUGUCGUAUAACUGUUAAUAAACAUUAAUACCGAGUUAAAUCCGCAGUGCUGUGUUAAAAUAGUGAAUUUAUGUAUUAUUAUUGUUGAAAAAUAUUAAGUUGUAUAUUUACGUAAUAAUUUUGGAAUAUAAUUUAUUUAAAGUGUUCAGUGGAGUGGUAAUUGAAGACGGUGUUGUUUAAUCUGUAACAAACAUGGAACACAAUGAUCUGAACGUAAUAUAAGACAGCACCACCUAGCGGCCGAUGGGCGGACUACGUAAGAUGCUACUAGCUCCAUCUAUUGAUCGAUAAACGAGAUGCCACGCUUAAAAUAUGCGUCGGUUGCCAGAGUUGUUGUUAUACUCGGGCUCUUUUGCCUAUGGCUACAGAUUAUGCUUUCCGCGUCGACUGGCGGCAUGUACAGAGAUGGAGAGGAGCUGAUGAAUGCUAAUGAAACAUCUGAGCAAGUUUUAGCAUUGGUGCCGCCUGAGCUUCAUAAGUAUUUGACAGUACAUCCAAGAAACAAUUCAGGGAACUCUACAGAUCGCAUAGCAGUUAAGAAUAUAACAGAAAUAAAACAAGCAAUCAGAAGGUAUAAUGACGCACAGACAAUUUACAAUGAGGACAUAUUUGGAGCGGUGCAGAAUGAUACAGUUAUUAUUGCUAUACAGGUUCACACCCGUCUGACUUACCUCCGCCACCUGAUUGUAUCACUAGCUCAAGCCAAGGAGAUUGACAAAACUCUGUUGAUAUUUUCACACGAUUAUUACGACGAAGAAAUUAAUAAUCUAGUUAGAAGCAUUGAUUUUACUAAAGUGAUGCAAAUAUUCUAUCCAUAUUCCAUCCAGACGCACCCUCACGAGUUUCCGGGAAUGGAUCCCAACGACUGUCCCAGGGACACUAAAUUUGAACAGGCUGUUAAGUUAGAAUGUAACAAUGCAUUAUAUCCAGAUUUGCACGGACAUUAUAGAGAAGCCAAAUACACGCAAACAAAACACCAUUGGUGGUGGAAAGCGAACAGAAUAUUUAAUCAACUGCAGUGCACUGCUGGACAUACAGGCUACGUUCUCUUCUUGGAAGAGGACCACUACGUGGCUGAAGAUUUUCUGCACAUCCUUAAUCUUCUGAAGUCGACAGCAGACAAGAGUUGUCCGCAAUGCGAAAUGCUUUCUCUAGGGACUUAUUUGAAAACCUACCAGUACCAUGUCAACGGAGAUAAGAGAAAGAAAAAUAUGAAUUUGAACUACAUACAACAAGUCAAGCUGGCGAAUGAAGAGCGAAGAAAGAAACACGAAAACAAUCCUACGUGGAACUUCCAAGUCUAUCCGCAUCUAUACACGGCGACCCAAAAGGUAGAAAUAACACCAUGGCAUUCUAGUAUGCAUAAUAUGGGGUUCGCGUUCAAUAGGACUGUUUGGAAUCAUAUUAUGAAGCAGCAGAGUCAGUUCUGUGCUUACGAUGAUUAUAACUGGGAUUAUUCUUUAUUACAUUUAUCACAAAACAUGCCAGGGAGGGAAAAGUUUAAAGUUAUUGUGUGUAAAGGCCCACGUGUUUUUCAUAUUGGUGAAUGCGGUUUCCAUCACAAGAAAUCAAAUUGCAAUGCAUCAACGGUGAUAAGUAAAGUACAGAAAUUACUGCAGAACGCCAAACCCUACCUUUAUCCCACGAGGGUAAGCGCGCAAGUGACGGCGGGCGGUGCUAAGCAUAAUAAGAAGCUAGUGAAGGGAAAUGGAGGGUGGGGAGAUAUUAGAGAUCAAGAACUGUGCACAAACAUGACGAAAGUUGGUCGACAGCACAGGCACACGAUAUUUUACGCGUAAAUUUAAUUAAAAACACAUAAUAGCAUAUUAAAAAAAUACACACUCUGUAUAAAGGUGGAAGGGUUUGAUAACAACCUGUAUACACGUAGUACAUUCCACACGCUGUACAUAAUAGGAAAAUACGCAUACGAUUUUGAACUUUAUGUCGUAGAUAUAAUGAAGGUAAAGGAUUAUAUUUGUGCACUUAGAAAUAUUCUGCAGCUAAUUUAAGCCUUAUUAUCAGUCAAC